Clonostachys solani is the source of this 690-nucleotide messenger RNA. Lineage: Eukaryota; Fungi; Ascomycota; Sordariomycetes; Hypocreales; Bionectriaceae. The record is from the annotation of a GenBank genome assembly.
AUGUUUAGUGCAAAUGCUACUCAGGUGUUGCAGAAAGUCAAAAUCGGUCAGGCUAUAUGUAUAUCCAUGGCGUCACUAUUUGGUCUCUCACUAUGCAUAGCUCUCUGGGAACUACUCAAAUCAAAUAGAUUUAUGAACCCUUCAAUGGUGCGAGGAUCAUGCAUUUCUCUCAAUGAUAAGGUCAAUUUUGUGUCAUUAUUACGAAACCAGGAGAAUCAUAUAGCAGCUUGGAUCGAUAGCAAUGACUCAUCCCUGGUCUUCAAGUUAUGGUUCGGCUUGAUAUUACAUUAUACGUUCUCGCUCUCAUUGUUGGUCUCAUCGUCACGCUUAAACUAUCACAGGCAACCGAUGGCCUGUGACCUCUUCGUCUGGUGGAAGAUCGUUCUGGCAUUUGCUAUGAUUCUAGUUACGUUGUGCAUCAGCUUUUCUAGCUUUUCCGUUCGCGAAAUACCUAAACUUUCGGACCUUUCUGCGAGACUCUGCCGCAAGGAAGAAUUGGACACUUCCUUCUGGAAAUCUCCGGUGUUGGAGCAUUCAAGAAUGACACAGACGAGUACAAGCAAAAUCGCAAAACGGCCGCUACUAUGUUCUGUAAUUUCUCCAAAUGGCACGAAUCAGACUUACUCGCCCUUUACCUACGACGAAUUCCUUUUCCCCAGGCUCGGAGCAGAUCUGUUGAAUAAAGACUAG